UACUCGUUACUCGUAUGCGAUUCAGUCAAAGAUUAAGUGGGGCGUGUGUCAUCUUUGUGAUAUAUAUACAACGUGCAUAUGAAAUACACUGCAUAAGUGAAUUCCAUUAAUGACUCCAUCUUGUCAAUUUAAUUUGCAUUCUAAAGAGUUUUAAUCGUUCCACUAAGGGUCUUAAACGUUUUCUAAAAGAGCGUUUGCUGUAAAGCAUGACGUACGUGUAUUUUUAAUAAAACAUCUUUUUCCGACAGCAGUAUUGGAUUAUAACAUCAAUAUAAAAUUCUAAAAGAAAAACCAAAAGAUGGCAACUUGGCAGAGUACACCUGGUGCUGGAUUUUAUCCAGGACAACAAGGUUAUCCUCAACAAAAUCCUGCAUAUCCAAGCCAAGGAUAUCCUGGAUACCCACCUCCUUAUGGAAUGAAUCCACCACCUGGCCCAGGCUUUAUUCCUCCAGGUGUGCCUCCUGACGGUCAAGUUCCACAUAGUGAUCCAAUAUUUGGUGCAGGACCACAACCAGCCAUGUAUGGGUCAAAUUAUGCAGAUGAUCCUAUGCAAUCCAAUGACAUUAAGGCAUUUGAAUUCAAUGAAAAAUCUAUUCGAAAUGGCUUCAUCAGGAAAGUGUACAGUAUAUUGAUGUGUCAGCUUCUGAUCACACUCUCAAUGAUUGUAUUAUUUCUUUACCACCGUCCUACACAUAAUUUUGUGAUGGCACAUCCUGAGUUGUUUUGGAUUUGUUUUGCAGCAACUAUUGUUCUGAUUAUAUGUAUGGCUUGUUGUACCAGUGUAAGACGAAAAGCCCCUAUGAAUUUUAUAUUUUUGUUCAUAUUCACAAUAGCAGAAGGUUUUCUAUUGGCUACUGUUGCUUCUACAUACAGUUCUGAAGAGGUGUUAUUGGCCGUUGGAAUUACUGCAGUUAUUUGUCUUGCGUUAACAUUAUUUGCAUUCCAGACGAAAUUCGAUUUUACUGGUCUUAACAGCAUUCUAUUUGUUGCACUGAUUGUUCUUGUACUUUUUGGAAUAAUUGCAGCAUUAUGGCCGGGGAAAAUAAUAACUGUAGUAUAUGCAUCACUUGGAGCCUUGCUCUUCUCUAUCUACUUGAUCUAUGAUACACAAAUGAUGAUGGGUGGUAGUCACAAAUAUGCCAUUUCCCCGGAAGAAUAUAUUUUUGCAGCACUGAACCUUUAUAUAGAUAUUGUCAAUAUUUUCCUUUACAUUUUAACUAUUCUCAACAACACAAAAAAUUAAAUAUUGUAAAACACAUUUUUAUCGCUGGAUUAAUCUUCAAUGCAAAAUGCUUUUACUUAUGAUUCUGUUUUGACUCUUUUACUUUAUAUGUAGAGAGUACAUUACAGAACAGCAAUGAAAGGCAUAAAACAAAAGCUAUUGUCAAAGAAGCUUUAAUUUCUAUGAAAUAAUAGCUUUUACACAAUUUUCAAAGCAUAGCUAACACAGAGAGU
This is a messenger RNA of Eufriesea mexicana, 1455 nucleotides long. RefSeq names its product Glutamate NMDA receptor-associated protein 1 lifeguard (gene Lfg). The record is from RefSeq and is a predicted model, not a curated record. The transcript has 7 exons. Bases 299 to 1243 code for a protein of 314 amino acids. Lineage: Eukaryota; Metazoa; Arthropoda; Insecta; Hymenoptera; Apidae. Gene Ontology annotation, cellular component: membrane.